AACGCGACACACCCAAGCAGCUCCAACCGACGCCAUUAUUGCGACGCCGAAAAAAUGGAACAAGAUGGAAAAAUACCAUGUUGUGCAUAGUGACAGGGGGUUCUUAAUAUCACUCCUCUAAUCCCACGCUUCUCUCUUAAUUUGUGUGAAGUGUCUAACUAAUCUUUCCGUAAGUGAAUUUCAUCCAUCAUUGCUUCUUAACCUGCUACAUACAGGUAAGCCUUUAUUUAUUAUGCUCGUUAGGCAUACAGAGCGCAUUAUACUGUAUACCUAAGCAAAAAUUGGUGUUAGUCUUGAAAUUGCUAUACCCAAUCAUCAUAAAAGUACACCAUACCUAUUGUACAUAGGUACGCUAUAAAAUAUCGUUUCUUGCGCCUUCCGCCAUCUUGUUAUGCACGCUCAACGCACGCCAACGUCCACGCCGCAUCUUGUGCACCGUGUGUUUAUAUAAUACCUAUUACUUCGAAAUUGAAUGUUUAGCACGGAUUGAAAUUGCUGAUAACCUUUCGUGCACAAAUUAAUAAAGUGCCGACACUUGCGUUUCCCCUAAUUUGGCUUGGCGUGGGUAAACAUUUGCUUAGGUCCAUACCUGCCUUAUUCAUUGGUGGCGCUAUUUUUCUUUAAAAAUGUCAACUUCUACGGAUAAAUCUGAUGCUUCCAAUUCUAAUAAUUCGCAACUCAAGGACUUGAUUACCAUUAGAGGUACUAAAAAAGGAGCUUUAACUAAAUUUAAAACCUACGUCACCCCUCUUCAUACCAUCCCUGUGGACACGCUUUCAAGUUUACAAAUAAAGGAAUUAAAAAUUAGAUUGUCAAAAAUAGAACAUUUAUUUGGUGAGUUUGAUGAGAUACAAACAAAAAUAGAACUCUUGACUGACAAUGCGACUCAUCACCAGGAAAGAGACUUAUUUGAGGCUCAGUACUAUCACACUCUUGCUGUGGCUCAGGAUAUUCUUGAAUCACAUACUAAGUUGUGUGAUGACAAAAUCAGUGACUGCAGCCAACCAUCAGCUCCUACUGUUGCUUGUGGUAAAUUAAACAACAUUAAACUGCCAACUAUAGCUUUGCCUAAAUUUGAUGGGAAUUACAUAAAAUGGCUUGAGUUUAAAGAUACUUUUGAUUCCCUAAUUAAUUCAAAUGAUUCCAUUUCAAGUAUUAAUAAAUUUCAUUAUCUGAGAGCGUGUUUGGAGGGAAAUGCUGCUGUUGUUAUUAAAUCUCUUGAGUUCACAUCAAAUAAUUAUCAAGUAGCUUGGGAUCUCCUUUGUCAACGUUUCGAUAACAAAAAGAUCUUAAUUAAUAAUCACUUAAAGGCAAUUUUUAAUAUUGAAUCUCUUACUCGUGAAUCACACAAGUCACUUAGAUUUAUAAUAGAUCACAUGUCUAAAAACCUAAGAGCCCUUGAUAGUUUGGGAUUGCCAACUAAUCAAUGGGAUGUAUUAAUUAUUUACAUCAUGUCAACAAAGAUUGAUCCCAUUACAUUAAGAAAAUGGGAAGAAUCGAGAAACAAUGCUUGCAGUGACUUGCCUACUUUAUCAGACUUUAUUCAAUUCUUGCGCAAUCAGGCAGACAUUCUUGAAACCAUGUUUGUUAAUAAGAGUGAUAAACCAUCAACAUUUCAUAAAGAUAAAAAAUCUGAGAAUGACAAAAGAGACUCAUUUCAGUUUAAAGAAAAAAAUUUGCUCACUUCUAAUAAAUCUAGUACUUCAGCGACAUGUGCAUUCUGUAACAAAGCUCAUAGAUUGAUAGAAUGUAGUGAUUUCAACACUUUAUCUCCUGAGGGCAGGUUAAGUGAAGCCUUAAAACUUAAACUUUGCUUAAACUGCCUUCGUAAAGGCCAUACUGUCAAUGAUUGUAGGUUGACAGGUACUUGUAGAAUUUGUAAACAAAAACAUAAUACACUCAUACACACAAAUUCUUCACCUGUGACUUUAUCUGCACAGUCAUCCAAUCAGGUUCUAUUAGGCACUGUUAUACUGAAUGUUACUAAUCCCAAAACAAAAACUUCCUACCGCGCUAGAGCGAUUCUUGAUGCUGGCAGCCAAUCUUCAUUCUUAACUCUUAAUUUAAAACAUAAAUUAGGUCUAACCUGUCAGAAUGUCAGUGCAAACAUAACUGGAAUAAAUAAUGAACCAUUAUGCAUAUCUGAAAUUUGCAAAUUAACAAUAAAUUCAUUAGUCAGUCCAUUCAAUGCUAGUCUUUCAUGUUUAGUGAUGCCUCAAAUUACUGGUCACUUACCUAAUGCAUUAGUGGAUCCUUCACUACUUAAUUUACCUAAAAAUAUUUGUUUGGCAGAUCCUAAAUUUUAUCAGCCAUCUGAAGUUGACAUGCUUUUGGGUGCAGAGAUUUUCUUUGACAUCAUAUCUCCUAAUCAAAUCAAGUUAGGACCUGGCUUGCCUGUCCUUCAGGAUUCCAAGCUUGGAUGGUUUAUUGCAGGUCCACUCAAUUAUAACUUGAACCUUAAUAUUUCACAUAACUCUAAUAAGAAAAUACAUUGUAACUUCACGAAGGAAAUAAGUGAUAAAUUGUCUCAGUUUUGGAACCUUGAAGAAGUACAACUUUCUAAACCGCCUAUGUCUGCUAAUGAUGAAUACUGUGAACAACACUUCCUCAACACCACUAAACGUUUAGAAAAUGGAAGAUUUUCAGUCAUGAUACCAUUUUCUGAAAACCCUGAAGCCGCUUUAGGCAAUUCAUUUAAUAUAGCAAAACGGCAGUUCCUAAACUUAGAAAAAAGAUUAAAUAAAAAUCCCAACCUUAAGGAACAAUAUAUUAACUUCAUUGAAGAGUACAAAGAUCUUGGUCACUUAACAAAAAUUAAAACUCCUCAUUUUGGCUACUUUAUGCCACACCACCCGGUCAUUAGGGACUCUAGUGAAACUACCCGCCUCCGAGUGGUCUUUAAUGCUUCUAUGAAAACAAGUUCAAAUCGAUCCUUAAAUGACAUCCAGCUUGUAGGGCCUGUUGUACAAGAUGAUCUCUUCAACAUUUUAAUUCGCUUUCGUCAACAUCAAUAUGUACUUAGUGGUGACAUCACUAAACAUUAUAGACAAAUUAACAUUGAUGAAUCACAAAGACAUCUACAACUCAUCUUAUGGCGCAAUGAUGAAGAUUCUUCAGAGGAUCUGAAGAGUCCGAGGCCACUCGACACACUACAACUUAACACAGUGACAUAUGGGACAGCUUCAGCUCCUUUCUUAAGUACUAGAUGUUUAAUUCAAUUGGCUAAUGAGUGCCCCGAUCAAAUGGUCUCAGAAGUAAUUAAAAAGGAUUUUUAUGUUGAUGACCUCCUUACUGGGGCAUCUAACGAACUUGAUUUAAAACAUAUUUAUGAAAAUGUUACUAAAACAUUAGCUUCUGCAUGUUUUCCUAUACGCAAAUUUCGCACUAAUUGUCCUCAAAUCUUCUCAGAACAAACUGAAACUCAAUCAUUAGAUUUUAGUAAAGAAUCCAGUGUCCUGGGUGUUCUGUGGGCACCCAACACUGAUACCCUUAGAUUUUCUAUCAACUUAGACUUUGAAAAAACGACAAUAACAAAACGACUCAUGCUAUCAAACACUUGCAAAAUUUUUGACCCACUAGGCCUUCUGAGCGCUUGCACUAUUACUUUAAAAAUUUUACUUCAAGACAUAUGGCAAUUAAAGCUUGAAUGGGAUGACCCGGUUCCUUCCAACAUAAUAAAAAAAUGGGAAUCUCUAACAAGACAACUAAACUCUUUACUUUCUUUGUCAAUUCCUAGGUUUGCACUGUGCUCUUUACCAGUUUCAACUGAGAUACACUGCUUCGUAGAUGCUUCUCAAAGCGCGUACGCUGCAUGUGUAUACCUCCGUUCCACUGAUGCUAAUAAUGUCAUAACUAUUCAUUUAUUGUCUUCCAAAACUAGGGUCGCGCCUCUCAAAUCUGUCACCAUCCCACGGCUUGAACUCUGUGCAGCUCUAUUGGGCUCACGUUUAGUUUCAAAAAUUUGUAAUGCGCUUCGUUGUAAAAUAAAAACAAAAAUUUAUUGGUCUGAUUCAACAAUCACCUUAGGUUGGAUUAGAACACAACCUAAACUUUUGAAAGCCUUUGUCUGUAACCGUAUCAAUGAAAUACAUGAUUUAACAGAACGCGACUCAUGGAGAUAUGUCCCUACAGACCUCAACCCAGCUGACAUGGCGUCAAGGGGUGUCGAACCAACUGUUCUUGUAAAUUCAUCAUUCUGGUGGCAUGGUCCCACAUUUCUCUUAAAACAUAAUUCUGAAUGGCCACAAUUUCCUAACACGAUUGUGAAUUUGCCAGAGCUUAAAGUUCAUCUUGUUCAAGAUGAGAAUGAUUCAUCUAUUGAUUUGAUAAAAUUUGAAAAUUAUUCAAAUGCUUCAAAAUUAAAAAGGAUUUUUGCAUAUGUGUUUCGUUUCAUAAAUAACUGUAUUAAAAUAAAACAAAAACUUUAUGGUCCUUUAGAAGAACACGAACUUAAAACAUCUCUUAAUUAUCUUAUUAAAACAUCACAAAGCCAAUCCUUUCCAUCUGAAAUAAAACUAUUGAGUCAAGGUAAAUCUUUAAAUCCAAAAUCUCAUAUUUUACAAUUGACUCCAUUCAUUGAUCCCACAGGUGUACUGAGAGUUGGUGGUAGACUAGAAAACACAUCUCUCAAUUAUGACAAAAGACAUCCAGCGUUACUGGAUAGCAAGCAUCAUUUUACAAAAAUUUUAAUGUCAGACGAACACCAAAGACUCUUUCAUGCUGGUCCGCAACAACUUCUUAGUUCAUUUAGAGAACAAUUUUGGCCCAUUGGUGGGAGAAUUUUAUCUAGGAGCACUGUUCGUAAGUGCAUUAUAUGUACCAGACUUAAAGGUAAAACAAUGGAACCAUUACUUGGGAACUUGCCUGCAUGUAGGGUUUCUCGAUUCUAUCCAUUUCAAACAUGCGGUGCUGACUUCGCUGGUCCUUUUCUAAUUUCUAGUAAAAAGGGCCGUGGUAAUAAAAUUUCAAAGUGUUAUCUUUGUUUGUUUAUUUGCUUUUCGACUAAGGCUGUUCAUCUUGAAGUAGUGAGCGAACUCAGCACGCAGGCCUUUAUAUUACGUCUUAAACGCUUCAUAGCAAGGAGAAGCAAACCACAUGUAAUACAUUGUGACAAUGGAAAAAAUUUUGUAGGCGCCAAUAAUGAAUUGGGCCGGGUAUUAAGGACAAGUCUCCGAUCCAUUAAAGAGUACACUGCCAAUGAAGGCAUAAAAUUUUCACAUAUAGCUCCAUACUCCCCAACACUAGGCGGACUAUGGGAAUCAAACGUUAAAUCUUCUAAGUAUCUUCUUAAACGCAUAGUAGGGAAUUCCACUUUUACUUUCGAAGAGUUAAGCACACUUUUCACACAAAUAGAGUCCAUCCUCAACUCCAGACCUCUUAUCCCAUUAUCCUCUGAUCCCUCUGACCUUUCCCCUUUAACACCGGGGCAUUUUCUCGUGGGGCGUCCACUGACUUCACUACCAGAGCCACCCUGCGAGAACAUCAAGGGCGGACAUCACAACCGCUACAAACUAAUAGAGACAUGUCGCCAACAGUUUUGGAAUCGUUGGUCAAAGGAAUAUUUGGCAGAAAUGCAACAAAGGAACAAGAAUAAAAUUCGUAACAGGGAAUUAAAAGUCGGAGACAUGGUGGUUUUCAAAGAGCCACUUCCACCCCUCAAGUGGAGGAUGGGAAGGGUGUGUCGCUUAUAUCCCGGCACAGACAAAGUAUGUCGUGUAGCAGACUUCAUAACUCAACGUGGCAUCGAGCGCAGAGCCCUCAAUAGGGUCUGUCUGCUUCCAACAGAUGGAUGGGACUGCUUAAAGGAAGCCUCCAGCUCCUUUAAGGGGGGGCAGGAUGCUAAGGCCCCAUCACUAUAAACGGGGCGGGGGGCGCGCGCGGGGAAACACCGGCUGAGACGCGCGCGCCAUAUUCCCCUCCAACGAGUCGGUAAAAAGGAUUCAGUACGCGCGCGUGAGUGCUUGAUUAAAAAUCAAUUUUUCUAUUUGGAUGCGCGAAAGC
Plodia interpunctella (Indianmeal moth) is the source of this 6000-nucleotide messenger RNA. RefSeq lists its product as uncharacterized. The transcript has a single exon. NCBI's taxonomy places the organism in Eukaryota, Metazoa, Arthropoda, Insecta, Lepidoptera, Pyralidae. Bases 627 to 5858 code for a protein of 1743 amino acids. Gene Ontology annotation, biological process: DNA integration. Gene Ontology annotation, molecular function: nucleic acid binding. The record is from RefSeq and is a predicted model, not a curated record.